AUGGCCACUCCCAAGCGCUUUCAGACGCUCCUGCAGCUGCAGCAGCGAGAAGGGGAGCUGUUCCAGGUGCUCGGGAGCCUCACCAAGCUGCCCAACUGGUUCCACUCCGAGUUCCUCAAGAGUCCGAAGGCAGUUCACCUGGAGGCUUGGCUGGUGGAAGCGAUCUUCGGCCCCGGCGGGGAGUACAUCCCGCACGUCGAGUGUGUCUCCCACACCCUGCUUCAUGUGAACCGAUGGGACCCUGACGGCGAAGCUGAGAUCUUGAAAUGUGGGCGACCUUAUUUUCAGAAGGAUGUAUCCAAGCUGAUCAUGAACUUGGCCGACUAUCACCGCCAGCUCCGGGUGCAAAGCUCAGAGAAGGUCCAGGCGCAGGAGGCCGGCACGCAGCGGUCUCCAGUCGAGGUGCGCGAGGCUGCCGAGGACCCGGUUACCAAGUUAUGA
Molecule: messenger RNA, 441 nt
Organism: Lepus europaeus (European hare)
Lineage: Eukaryota; Metazoa; Chordata; Mammalia; Lagomorpha; Leporidae
Product: KH domain-containing protein 3-like
Exons: 1
Coding region: 1-441 (146 amino acids)
Cellular component (GO): apical cortex; protein-containing complex
Molecular function (GO): RNA binding
Source: RefSeq, a predicted model, not a curated record